CUGCUUAUUAGAAUAAAUUGAGGACAAUGCAUACCACUGGCUGCCAAUUUUAAACAUAAGGGAUAUGUAUUCACUUAGCACUGACUUUUGGGAGGGGCCAAGGAAAGAGUGUAGUUCCAUGGACUAGGUUUGUGGGCUUAGACUGCCUGGGUGCCUCUUAUGCUGUACUACUGCCGGGAAACAGCCAGAGCCUCAUUAUCUAGACCUGUUUGAAAGCUGUUUCCGCUGCUGAGGUAUUGCCUACGCAGGGGAUAGAACCAUCCCUCUACAUUAAUCGCAGCCUCCAGUCUCUGGCACGUGACUAACUAGGUUUGAAGUGUCUACCCAGUUAGGUCUAUUCUGAUUUGGGGGGGUUAUCCAAGUUUGAGAAUACGCCAUGGACGACUUUGAACGUCGCAGAGAGCUCAGGAGGCAAAAACGAGAGGAGAUGCGGCUGGAAGCAGAGAGGUUAGCCUAUCAAAGAAACGAUGACGAUGAGGAAGAAGCUGCCAGAGAACGCCGCAGGCGGGCCCGUCAGGAGAGACUGAGGCAAAAGGAAGAGGAUGACUUCACAGGGCAAGCAAUAGAGAAGCCUGAAGUCAAUGCCCAAAACAACAUUGCAGAAGAAGAGACCAAAAGUACUACGACAACAAUUACCACAGUUACAAAUACUCAGGGUGAUGGGGAUGAUGAUGCUUUGUUCUUGGAGAGGCUGGCAAAGAGAGAAGAAAGGCGUCAGAAACGCCUUCAGGAAGCCCUGGAGCGCCAAAAGGAGUUUGACCCAACAGUUACUGUUGAGAGCCUGUCAUUCACAAGCAAAAAAGAGGUGAACAAUGUCGAAGAAAAUGUGAGCCCAGAGAAAGAUGACAAGGUGGACACUCACAGAAGACGUUAUGAGGUAGAGGAAACUGAAACCAUCACCAAAUCGUACCAGAGAAACAACUUGAGGCAGGAUGAAGUAGAUGAGAAGAAAGAUGAGGAAGACAAGGAAGAGCCACAAGAUGAGAAGCCAAAGCAAAGAACCAUAGAGGAUAAUCAGGUAGAAGUAACAUUAGAAAUGAAAACGGUAGACAGCGCAGAGGAAGCCUUGGUGGUAGAAGUGAAACAUCCUGAGGUAAAUGCAGAAGAGCAAAAAAUAGAGAAUGGCAUAAGUGCUCUAGCCGCUGAGGAGCAUACAGGGAGUGGAGAGGCCAUAAGUAUUACGGUAGCCUUAGAUCAAAAGACAGAUGCAGAAGAUGAAGCGGAAGCAGAAAAUAAAAAAUUAGAGGAGAAAGAAAGGCUAGAAAGAGAGGAAAUGGAGAGAGCUAGAGCAGAGGCGGAAAGGAGAGCAGAGGAGGAGAGAGAGAGGCUUGAAGCUGAGAAAAGGGCCACUGAGGAGAAAGAGAGGCUAGAGGCAGAAGAAAGGGAAAGGAUCAAAGCAGAGGAACAACGCAAAGCGGAGGAGGAGAGGAAGAGAAUUGAGGAGGAGAGGAAGAGAGUUGAGGAGGAGAAAAAGGCUGCCCAGGAGAAAGAGAGGCGUGAAGCUGAGGAGAGGGAACGGGUUAAGGCAGCUGAAGAGAAAAAAGCAGCUGAAGAGAGGGAGAGGGCAAAGGCAAAGGCAAAGGCAAAGACAAAGAGGGAGGCCGAGGAACGGGAGAGGGCUAAGAAGGCGGCCGAAGAAAAGGCUACGCUAGAAGAGGAAAGGUUAAAGGCAAAACAAAAGGCUGAGGAGACAAAGGUAGACCAGGUGAAAGGGAAAAAGGGAGAAGAGAAGAAAACAGAAGACAAGCAGGUAAAAGAGAAGAAAGUGCAAGAGGGAAAACCCCCAGCAGCUUCCCUAAGAAAACAGGGGGAAGAGAAAGAGGUUAAAGCGGAAGCUAAAAAGGAAAAGAUACAAGACGACAAACUCCGACCAGCCUUCAAAAAAGAGGAGCAGAUAAAAGACAGCAAGGUGAACAGAGACAAAACACCUAAAGAAGAGUCCAAGCCUGGCUGGGAUCGCAAGAAAGGAAUUCCUGACUCGAAGCCACAGAAUGGGGAGCGUUUCCCGGAAUUCUCUGCUCACAAACUUAAGCAUACAGAGAAUGCAUUUAGCCGCCCUGGCCUCAAAACCACCCCAGAUUCUGCAGAAGCCAAGCCGGUGUCCCAUGUGGAGGCUGGCAAACGGGUGGAGGAGCUGCGCCGUCGCCGAGGUGAAAAUGAGAGCGAAGAGUUUGAGAAGUUGAAGCAGAAGCAACAAGAGGCAGCUGUGGAACUGGAGGAGCUGAAAAAGAAGCGGGAAGGGCGCCGGAAGAUUCUGGAAGAAGAAGAGCAGAGGAAAAAGAAAGAAGAGGCAGAAAGAAAAGCACGGGAGGAGGAAGAGAAGAGGCGGCUGAAGGAAGAAAUCGAGAGGAGAAGGGCAGAGGCUGCCGAGAAACGCCAGAAGAUGCCCGAGGAAGUCCAGAGCGAUGAAAAGAAGCCGUUCAAGUGUUUCACCCCAAAGGGUUCCUCUCUCAAGAUAGAAGAACGUGCAGAGUUCUUGAACAAAUCUGCCCAGAAGAGUGGUAUGAAACCAACUCAUACAAACCCAGUUGUCUCCAAAAUAGACAGCAGGCUGGAGCAGUACACUAGUGCAAUUGAGGGCACUAAAGCCACAAAGGCCCUCAAGUCAGCAGCCUCUGACCUCCCAGUGCCUGCUGAGGGAGUUCGAAACAUCAAGAGCAUGUGGGAGAAAGGCAAUGUGUUCUCGUCACCUUCUGGCACGGGGGUGCCCAAUAAGGAAACAGCUGGACUAAAGGUCGGCGUCUCCAGUCGCAUCAACGAAUGGCUGACUAAGACCCCAGAAAACAGCAAAUCGCCAGCUCCAAAGCCAUCGGACUUAAAGCCUGGAGAUGUAUCCAGCAAACGCAACCUCUGGGAGAAGCAGUCAGUUGAAAAGGUCACUUCCCCCACAAAGGUCACAGCAGCAGGCAAAAAGUCAGAGACCAAUGCAGGUUUGAGACAAUUUGAAAAAGAAUCCUAAGAAAGUCACCAAUGAUGCUGGACCAACUUGGUUUUAAAAACGGAAGUGCUAAAUUUGUCCCUUUCCUUUUAUAUAUAUUUAUGUUUGUUUACCAAAAGGCCUUUUUUGGAGGGGGAGGGGGUUGGGUUUUUUUUGGUGCAUUAUCCCAGGUUUUUUUUUAAAAAAAAACACCAUGUAUAUUAGCACUGUAUUUAAUAAUCAGUUUUAAAACAUUCAUCCUAAUAGUAGUGCCUUCAAACAAGCGCCUUAUUCCUAAAAGAAAUCCAUGCUGUGAAACAAGAGACACUUCUACUGAUUAGUUCUAACAAAUUGUGUGUCCAAGCAAACCAGUGUUUACCCUGUGGAAGAGGAGCACCACCUACUGUGCACGCCUCCCACUUGGGGUCCCAUUUGAAGUGAAUGAAGCGUGCGCAGAAACAGGAUUGGAGGAUCACAGUCUGGGCCAUUCAAGAAAAAAAAAUGCCUGUGAUGAGUGGUUUUUAAAGGGAGAGGUAUAAACCACCUAUUUACCGCUGUCUCCUUACUGAACAUAAAAGAUUUGGCACAAUGCCCUGUUGGAAUCUCCCAUGGAUGCCCAUUGUAGUGCACGAUUUGUGCACCAUCCCUGCUUCACAACACUGAUGUCUUCACAUUCGAUGAGGUCACAUCACACUGAUGCUCUGUUGCAACAUUGCCUGAUCCUCCAUCACCAUUUGAUUUUUAAAAAUUAUUAUUAUUAUUAUUGGGAGCAGGUGGGAACGAUGCUUGGAUCCCCCAUAAAUUCUUCCCACUUCCACAGGAGAUGCCCCAGGUGGAUUGGGCUGGAUUUUUUUCUUUCUGCACUUUAGAUUGAGGCAUGGAAGAAACACCUUUAGCUGACAAUAUUUUUUCCCCUGGUUGUUGCCCGUGUCAAAUCUGCAUCAAGUUGAAACAUGUUUUGUACUUUUAAGUAUUGUUUUUCCUGUUUAGUUUAAGUUAAUAACCUACAUUUGGAUGAUUGCGGUUGACAGCGGUACUGAUAACUUCUCUCUCUUUUUUUGGUUACUUGCAAUUUUAGAAUAUAUACAUGUAGCUUUACAAAAUUUAGCUGUAAGGCACUACUAAGGGUAGAAAAGCUUUUUAAUACCUGCUAGAGUACUAUAUUUAGUUAUAAACUUACAUAACUAGCCAAUAUCACAACUUUUUAAAAAAAAGAAAAUACACACUUUUUAUAUUAAGAUUUCAUAAUUGCCAUUACGCAUAUGGCAAGAGAAAUACUAGAUUUUUUUAAAAAAAUAUCAGAUGCCUCUUAAUGGGUAAUUAAAAUUAUAGUUUUAAAAAGGGAGGGAAAAAGGGUAUUAAGUGUCAAAUGUAGGUCACUUGUAUAAAACAAUGUAGCUAAUUUAUAUAAAAACUACCAUAAUUAACACACGAGACAUGCACUCACACACACUGUUGGUGACACUUCUUUCUAACUUACUGCACACUACAUUUGCCCUAUAUCAGGUCUAUAUGCAUCUCAGAGUCUCUCUUAAAAUAGGCGCAACCCAACCAAUUGUGGGUGCAGCUACAUGCACAGGGCGUCCUCCCUCCCCCCCGGAACUCAGUCAGAUUUGCAGUGCCAUAGGAGAGGCCUGUGCACAAUCAGCACAAGGAUGAACACUGUGGGGUCAAGUGCCAGGUGGAUUGGGGGGAGGGGGAAGGCAGGGAGGGGUCCGUUGAACCCUGUGCUGACAUUCUUUCAGACAGAGCUGCAGCUGCACUGGGUGGGUUGGGGAGGGGGGAGAAGAGGGGGAUGCUCAUACCCCCUCAACUUUUUCUCCCAAGAUUUCUUAUUUACAGCCAUAUUAUUUGACUUGUAUAUUAACAACCACAAGGGUAAAACAGUUAGUUUUGAAUUUACAUAUCACACGAUGUUCAGCUUUUUUACACCAUAAAGUAGAUGGGUGGAGUAAAAUUGGCAACUCAGUUUAGUUUUAUUUAGAUUUUAUAGCCCACUCUCAGGCAAAUUAUAGAUUGAGAUGGUGUGGCACUAUCCAAAGGGCAGUUCCUCUGCUUCCCUAAAACCCUCUUGUUUACAUAACGAAUUUCACUUGGGCUUUCAGAAUAGAAUGAAAUCAUGCAGUGAAUGACGUUUGGAUCCGUCUGUUGUUUGGUUGUUGUUGUUUUUAAUACACUUUUUGGACUCAUGACAUUCAGUAUCUGCAAUAAAACCAGUAUGUUGAAUCUGCAAUUCACAAUAAAUGGAGUUUGUCUACCA
This is a messenger RNA of Rhineura floridana, 5177 nucleotides long. RefSeq names its product caldesmon 1 (gene CALD1). Gene Ontology annotation, cellular component: actin cytoskeleton. Bases 377 to 2959 code for a protein of 860 amino acids. Gene Ontology annotation, biological process: angiogenesis; muscle contraction; actin filament bundle assembly. The record is from RefSeq and is a predicted model, not a curated record. The transcript has 16 exons. Gene Ontology annotation, molecular function: actin binding; myosin binding; calmodulin binding. Lineage: Eukaryota; Metazoa; Chordata; Lepidosauria; Squamata; Rhineuridae.